Diuraphis noxia (Russian wheat aphid) is the source of this 2049-nucleotide messenger RNA. It is a transcript of the gene XRCC1, whose product is annotated as DNA repair protein XRCC1. The record is from RefSeq and is a predicted model, not a curated record. Gene Ontology annotation, molecular function: damaged DNA binding. Lineage: Eukaryota; Metazoa; Arthropoda; Insecta; Hemiptera; Aphididae. Gene Ontology annotation, biological process: single strand break repair; base-excision repair; double-strand break repair via nonhomologous end joining. Gene Ontology annotation, cellular component: nucleus.
UCUUUAUUGAGAUUUCUUGCUCGUAUUGUUUUUUGUCGUGCUUGGGAACCCCUAUAUUGCAUUAUCAAUUAUACCACCACACUACCAGUUGUAACUGAACUCUGAAGACUGUUAUUAAAAAAAUAAAAACUGAUUCAGACGAUCAAGUUAGUACUUUAGUAGUUGCCAGACGCCUGUAAAGUAAUAACUUGAGAUUUUAGAAGCUGGACAUGCGUGGUUUUAAGUUUUUUAAAAUUGUUAUGCUCAAUAUUUUACCCGUAUUUCUUUCUUUUACUAAUUACUACACUUUAUAACCAGUUACUGUUUUUCAAGAACAAUAAAUAUUAUGGCGCCAAUUCAGGUGGAUCGUAUUAUAAGCGUAAGCAGUGAAGACCAGGCACACAAGGCAGAAAAUAUUCUUAAUGUCUCAGAUUCACAUCAAACUUGGCGUUGUAAAUCAGGUGAAAAUCAAGCUACAGUUAUUCUUCAAUUUUUAAAACCGUCAGUCAUUAGUUCCAUUGAUGUUGGAAAUGAUAAUUCUGCUUUUGUAGAAAUAUUUGUAGGAAAAUCUACGUCUGACGAAUUUCAAGUGCUAUUGGUUACUUCUUCUUUGAUGACAUUGCAUGAAUGUAAAAAUGGAUUAAAUGUAAACAAAGUCCGCUUCUUUGACACCGACCAUCUAUCUUUGGCAUCUAAGGAAUCAUGGGAUAGAGUAAAAAUUGUGUGUACACAACCGUACAUUAAACAGAGCAAAUAUGGUUUAUCAUUUGUAACAUUUCAUUCUAAAGAUAUACCACAAAAAGAACCAAUCCAAUCACAGUCUAUUCAGUUAGGAUCAUUUACAUUAAGAAACGAUGAUGAGUCUGAUGAUAUUUUAUCUGCUGGUCGAUUAUUUUCUAAGCGUAAUGAACAUGAAAAUGUUGUGAGGAUGCCAGAAUCACCAGUUAGUCGUCUACUUGCAAUACAUAAAAAAAACUUGGAAACAGGAAAAAAUAAAGAUACAAAUUCUACAAAUAUUAAUACUCAAACCCCUAUUGUGAAUCAAGCGAUCUUCAAACCUUCAAAAGAUUCUGUAAAACCUAAAAACAUUGAUUUAAAUGUAAAAAAAAAUGACAUAAAUACAAUGGCGGCUGUUAAAAAUACAGCGGCUAAAAAGAAAGAUUCAAUUCCAUCGUCAUCAAACUUGCAACCAUCCAGAAAAAAAAUUAAAUUAAUAAAAAAUCCAUUACCAGCAACAAAACUGUUUAAUCAAUUAUUGAACGAUGUUGUAUUUGUAAUGAGUGGUUAUGAAAAUCCAUAUCGUAGUAACAUACGUUCUAAAGCUUUAGAAAUGGGUGCCAAAUACAAACACAAUUGGGAUCCGUCUUGCACGCAUCUAAUAUGUGCUUUUAUAAAUACUCCAAAGUAUAAUGAAUGCAAAAGACAAGGAACCUAUCGUAUAGUAACAAGUGAUUGGAUUGAUAAAUGUCAUUCAAUUAGAUGCAGAUUUCCUUGGAGGAGGUAUGCUUUGGAUAAAAUGGAACAAAAUCAACCUGAAAGUGAAGAUGAAAUAUGUGCACUUACUGAUUCUGUUGAAACUGAUGAUACUGAUGAUGAAUGGAAUAGUGUUUCUGCAAAGCAAGUACCCUCAACAUCUCAAACUAAUAGUUCUGAAAAUCAGCAAAAUACAACAAAAUCACUAUAUGAUUUAGAUACUGACAUUGAUUCAGAUUUAGAUAUUCCUAAGGAUUUAUUAGCUGAUGAAAGCAUUUUACCUUUGCCAUAUAUAGAUGAUAUAUUUCGCGAUCGUUCAUUUUAUUUAUCUACCAAUUUAAAACCUUUGAUAAGACAAGAAUGUAAUCGCUACAUUAUAGCACUUGAAGGAAAAUUUAGUGAAAAAGAUAAAUGUGAUUAUAUUGUUUCAACUGAUGCAAAUCAUUUACAGUUUAAGAAUGCUGUUACUCCACAGUGGAUUUGGGAUUGUUAUGAUGCCAGAAAAAUACUACCUUUAACUUAAAACUUUGUAUUUUUAUUGCUAAAAAAAUAUGUAAUCUAUACUUUAAAGGUGUUAUAUAAUAUUUAUGUUUGUAU